AUGUUGAGGUCUCUAACUGUAGAGAGUUUUGGUGGAAGUAUAAGGCCUGCUGGUGGAUGUGUAGCGCAGCUGGAUCUUUUACCUAACCUCGAAGAACUUCAUCUGCGUCGUGUAUAUCUGGAAACCAUUAGAGAGAUCGUGGGUCAUCUGGGGUUGAGAUUUCAGACACUGAAACAUGUAGAAGUCAGCAGAUGUAGCCGGCUCAAAUGCCUUCUCUCGUUAGGGAACUUCAUCUGUUUUCUGCCCAACUUACAAGAGAUACAUGCUAGCUUUUGUGAUAGGCUUCAGGAAUUGUUUGACUAUUCUGCAGGAGAAGUUUCAGCCUCUGCCGAACCUGUGGUACCUGCUCUGCGUGUCAUAAAGCUGAGAAAUCUUCCGCGGUUGAAGAGAUUAUGUAGCCAAGAAGAGUCAUGGGGAUGUUUAGAACAUGUGGAAAUGAUAAAAUGCAAUCUUCUUAAGAAUCUGCCCAUUAGUUCAAAUAACGCUCAUAGAGUCAAAGAAGUAAGAGGAGAAACACAUUGGUGGAACAACUUAACUUGGGAUGAUAACACUACAAGAGAAACCCUUCAACCUCGUUUUGUACCAGUUGACAGAAAUAUUUCAACUGGUUCUCUUGGAAUCUCUUGCUAA
Molecule: messenger RNA, 630 nt
Organism: Arabis nemorensis
Lineage: Eukaryota; Viridiplantae; Streptophyta; Magnoliopsida; Brassicales; Brassicaceae
Source: the annotation of a GenBank genome assembly